Molecule: messenger RNA, 2373 nt
Organism: Balearica regulorum gibbericeps (East African grey crowned-crane)
Lineage: Eukaryota; Metazoa; Chordata; Aves; Gruiformes; Gruidae
Source: RefSeq, a predicted model, not a curated record
AUGACUCUCCUGUCCUCCCAGACACCAUCCCUGGAGACAUCCUCAGCUGCCACUGAGAGCCCAGAGCAAAGGAUGCUGGAGAAGAGGUCCAAGGUUAUUGAGGAGCUGCUCCAGACAGAGCGGGACUAUAUCCGAGACCUGGAGAUGUGCGUGGAGAGGAUCAUGGUGCCCCUGCAGCAGGCACAGAUGCAGAACAUAGACUUUGAGGGUCUUUUUGGAAACAUCCACAUGGUAAUUAGCUUCUCCAAGCAGCUGCUGUCCACCUUGGAGGCUUCAGAUGCUAUCGGACCAGUGUUCCUGGCACAGCGUGCAGAGCUGGAGAGCAUCUACAGGGUGUAUUGCCAGAACCAUGACGAGGCCAUCGCACUUCUGGAAACCUAUGAGAAGGAUGAGAAGAUGCAGAAACUACUCCUGGACCUGCUGGAUAGCCUCAGGAGCCUGUACAGUGAGUGGGGCUGCACAAACUACAUUAACUUGGGCUCCUUCCUCAUCAAGCCAGUACAAAGGGUGAUGCGGUACCCACUACUACUGAUGGAGCUGCUCAGCGCCACCCCCGAGGCUCACCCUGACAAGGCACCGCUCACAGCUGCUGUCCUUGCAGUCAAAGAAAUCAACGUCAACAUCAAUGAAUACAAGCGCCGGAAGGACCUGGUGCUAAAGUACCGGAAAGGGGAUGAGGAUAGCCUCAUGGAGAAGAUCUCCAAGCUCAACUUCCACUCUAUCAUCAAGAAAUCCAAUCGUGUGAGCAGCCACCUCAAGCAUCUGACAGGCUUUGCGCCCCAGCUGAAGGAUGAAGCCUUUGAAGAGACAGAGAAAAAUUUCCGGAUGCAGGAGCGGCUGAUCAAGUCCUUCAUCCGGGACCUUUCCCUCUACCUGCAGCAUGUUCGGGAGUCAGCUUGCAUGAAGGCGCUGGCAGCAGUGAGCAUGUGGGACCUGUGCACAGAGAAGGGCAGUGCAGACUUGGACCAGUUCCAGAAAGUGAAUCGGCUCAUCAGCGACCAGCUCUUCUCCACCUUCAAAGAGCGGACAGAGCGGCUGGUGAGCUCGCCCCUGAACCAGCUGCUGAGCAUGUUUGCGGGGCCCCAUAAGCUGGUGCAGAAACGCUUUGAUAAGCUCCUCGACUUCCACAACUGCACGGAGCGAGCGGAGAAGCUGAAGGACAAGCGAACACUGGAGGAGCUGCAGUCGGCCCGUAACAACUAUGAGGCCCUCAAUGCCCAGCUGCUGGACGAGCUGCCCAAGUUCCUGCGCUUCGCCAAGGAGCUGUUUGCCAGCUGCGUGCGGGGCUACGCCGAGGCACACUGCGACUUUGUGCGCCUGGCCCUGGAGGAGCUGAGACCUUUGUUGUCGUUGCUGAAGGUGUCCAGCAGGGAGGGGAACCUCAUCGCCAUCUUCCAGGAUGAGCACAGUCGAGUCCUCCAGCAGCUCCAGGCCUUCACCUUCUUCCCAGAGUCCCAGGCAGCUCCAAAGAAGCCUUUUGAAAGGAAGCGCGUGGAGCGGCAAUCUGCCCGGCGCCAGCCCCUUGUUGGCUUGCCCAGCUACCUCCUGCAGUCAGAUGACGUCAGAGCUGCCCUCCUAGCCCGCUACGCCCCGGAGAGUCUCUUCCAGGCGGACCGCAAUUUCAAUGCUGCCCAAGACCUGGAUGUCUCACUGCUGGAAGGAGACAUCGUGGGUGUCAUCAAGAAGAAGGACCCCAUGGGCAGCCAGAAUCGUUGGCUCAUAGACAAUGGGGUGACCAAGGGCUUUGUGUACAGCUCCUUUCUGAAGCCCUACAACCCACGCCGCAGCCAGUCGGACGUCUCUGUGGGCAGCCACUCUUCCAACGAGUCAGAGCACAGCAGCUCCUCUCCCCAAAGCAGCACCACGCUGACCUUCAGCCCCAGCGGGGCAGCCGUCACCUUCACUCAGAAACCCCCACAGGGCUCGGCCUCCCCGGCAGACCUGUACCAGUCCCCGCAGCCCCCCUCGGAGACAGACUCCCACUCUCUGCCCCAGCUUAGCUCUGGUGACAGGACAGCCCCGCUAGAGGCUGGUGCAGUGACGUCUCAGCGCCGCUACAGCCGCCCUGAGCUGGGCUGCAGCCCUGGCUUUCGCAACGGGCACCCCACCAAAGCACAUCUCAGGCCCUCACCCUUGGUGGAGGACAGAGACUCUGGGUUGGAGAGCAGCGAGUCAGAGGGCAACCAGGUCUAUUACGCUCUCUACACCUUCAAAGGCCGAAACACGAACGAGCUAAGUGUGUCAGCUAACCAGAGACUCAGGAUCCUGCAGUUUGAGGACAUCACGGGCAAUCGGGAGUGGUGGCUGGCCGAGGCACACGGGAAGCAGGGCUACGUGCCCUCCAGUUACAUCAGGAAGACUGAGUACACGUGA